Messenger RNA from Rhopilema esculentum, 477 nucleotides. The record is from RefSeq and is a predicted model, not a curated record. Lineage: Eukaryota; Metazoa; Cnidaria; Scyphozoa; Rhizostomeae; Rhizostomatidae.
AUGGCAGGAAACACAGAAAAGGGGCGCCCUGAAACACCAAUCAGUAUAAGUGCAACUUCAAGUUCAUCAGAGGAGGAUUCUGUUAUAAUCAAUGAAGGCUAUUAUCAAAUUCUUCAUCAGCCAGCACACAAGCAAGUGUCCAGGAGCAACUCUUCUCAGCUGCCAAGCAUAGACCCAUUUAUUCUUACAGAAUUAGAGGAGCAAGCAACUUGUGCAGCAAAAAGUUUAGCAUGGAUGACAAAUUACCUUGUACACAAACUUUCUGAAAUGUCUGUCACAACAAAGCAGACAGCUCAAACAUACAGUGAAGCUGUGCAAAAAGCAAGUGGCCAAGCAGAUGAUAAUAUCAGAAUGAUGUAUGGAUUGAUGGCAAAAUGUGAGGAAUUGAAUAGAAAAAUGAAACCAGUAUAUGAAAUUCAGAGCCAGGUUGAAAUAAUAAAAAAGAAACUUGAUAUUCUUGAAUCCAUUUGUAAAUAG